This is a messenger RNA of Stylonychia lemnae, 1827 nucleotides long. Lineage: Eukaryota; Ciliophora; Spirotrichea; Sporadotrichida; Oxytrichidae. The record is from the annotation of a GenBank genome assembly.
AUGGAUUCCCAAGAAAACACUAAACUAACUUAGCUUCGAGAGCUUAUGAAGUAGCAUAGCGUAGAUGUCUAUGUAGUCUUCCAUAAUGAUGCUCAUUCUUCAGAGUACAUUGCUGACUGUGAUGAAAGAGUGAAGUUCAUAUCAGGAUUUAGCGGUAGCAAUGGUCUGUGUGUGGUUACUUAAGAUAAAGCACUUAUGUGGACAGAUGGCAGAUACUAUCUUUAAGCUUAGAAACAACUUGAAGCUGGAUGGGAGAUGAGAAAGAUGGAAGCAGGUGAAUAAACCUAUUUUGAAUGGAUUACUUCAAAUUUACCAGAGGGUACUAAGAUAGGGGCUGAUCCAACUUAAGUCUCGGGUGCUGGAUUCAAGAACAGAUCAAAGUACUUCAAAGAAAAGUAAAUGGAAAUGGUCACAAUUCAAGAGAACUUGGUAGACAAGGUUUGGGGUGCAGAAAAGCCACCUAUGCCAUAAGCUCCAGUUUUUGUGCAUGAUGUCAAAUAUGCUGGUCUCACCGUUAAAGAGAAGAUGCAAAAGGUGAAUGAUAAGCUUAAAGGGAAAGUUGAUGCACUACUUGUAACCACUUUAGAUGAUAUUGACUGGGUUGUCAACAUGAGAGGAAGAGAUAUUCAAUGUAAUCCAGUAUUCUUUGCCUACCUCAUAUUCCAUGUUACCAGCGAGGAAAAUACUCAUGGAAGAAUUCAGCUCUUUAUCAAUGCUUCCAAAAUUCAAGAUGAGACUGUACAAGCUCAUCUUAAGGAAAAUGAGAUUGAGGUACAUGAGUAUGAAGCAGUCUCAGAGCAUUUGAAGAAAUUAGCAGAUGAUAAAAAGAAAAUUGGAUAUGAUGAGAAUGUGUGCAAUCAAAAGCUUUAUGAUGUAUUUUAAGAUUCAACCAUUGAAAAUCAAACUGGAAUUAUUGAGCAUAUUAAGGCUGCCAAGAAUCCUGUUGAGAUGGAGGGCAUGAGAAAAGUAAACAUUAAGAAUUCAGUCUCACUCAUUCAAUACUUUGCCUGGUUAGAAGAUCAUUUGAAGAAUAGUCCAGAGACUGAACUCAACGAGUACACAGCUCAAGAAAAGUUGGAAGAUUUCAGAAGAACUCAAGAUCUCUAUCAGGGUCCCUCAUUUGAAACUAUCUCUUCCAUUGGUCCAAAUGGUGCAGUUAUUCAUUACAAGCCUGAGCCAGGCACUGCUCUUAGAAUGAAUAACAAGGAGAUUUAUCUAUUAGAUUCUGGAGUGUAGUACUUAGAUGGAACAACUGAUAUUACAAGAACUGUCCACUUUGGUGGAGUAGAGGCAACUGAAGAACAGAGACAAAUGUACACUAGAGUUUUACUUGGAACUCUUGAUCUUGAGAGAGUAGUUUGGCCAUCAAAGGGUACAUUUGCUGGUUAAGAUUUCGAUACUCUAGCAAGAAGACACUUAUGGGCUGCUGGAGUAGAUUACAAUCAUGGUACAGGCCAUGGUGUCGGCUCUUUUAACUGCGUCCAUGAGGGACCUUAGGGAAUUAGCAGAAGAUAGACUGUGAGACUUGAAGAAGGAAUGUGUGUCUCAGACGAACCAGGCUAUUACAAAGAUGGAGAGUAUGGAAUCAGAAUUGAGAACGUGAUCAUGGUUGUCAAGCAUCCUCAGCAUGAAAACAGAUUCAAGUUUGAGAACCUAACUAUGACUCCCUAUUGCAGAAAUCUUAUUGAUGUUUCUUUACUAUCACCUGCUGACAGAGACUAUAUCAAUAACUUCCACAAACAGUGCGAAGAUAUUCUAACACCUCUGCUCGGAGAUGAUCAGCUAUCUCUCGACUACCUUAAAAGGCAAUGUGCACCACUAUAAUGA